GCUGAGGAUGGAGCAGGAGGGAGAAGCGCAGCGGCCAGUCUCUCACAUCGCGGUCAGACACCUCUGAAAUAUCCCCUCCUAUAUUUCUUUUACGGAGACCUCUGUUUAAUCUACACCCAGACGUAUUUUCCCUUUCUUUUUUUUUUCUCCAUUCAUUUCACCGCUGACAUCUUCACCCAUCUUUCUGUCACACACCGGCUUCGACUGACUGUCAGCGUGGGGGAAAAAAGCAAACACAAUCACGCUGAGAAUCAGUCAGGGGGAAAAAAAGACAUAUUUCCGGGAGGUUUCAGUCUCUCACGUCUUGUGCGGGGCUGCCCUGCCACUGCUUCGGCCGAUAUGGAUGAAGACAAUCACGUUCCUGAGGAUCUGUCCCUGGAGGAGAGGGAUGAGCUGUCAAACAUCCGACGCAGGAAGAGAGAGCUGCUCGAUGAUAUUGAGAGGUUGAAAUUUGAGAUAGCUGAAGUCAUGACGGAGAUUGAGCAGCUGACGUGUGUUGGAGAGAGUAAAACAUCCCAGAGAAACAAACAGAUCGCCAUGGGCAGGAAGAAAUUCAACAUGGACCCGAAGAAGGGGAUCCAGUUCCUGCUGGAGAACGACCUCCUCCAACACACCCCCGAAGACAUCGCUCAGUUCCUCUACAAAGGCGAGGGCCUCAACAAGACCGUCAUCGGAGACUACUUAGGCGAGCGGGAUGACUUCAACAUCAAGGUGCUGCAGGCUUUUGUGGAGCUGCAUGAGUUUGCAGACCUCAACCUCGUCCAAGCUCUACGGCAAUUCCUGUGGAGUUUCCGCUUGCCUGGGGAAGCUCAGAAGAUUGACCGUAUGAUGGAGGCGUUUGCCUCGCGGUACUGCCAGUGCAACCCUGGAGUCUUCCAGUCGACAGAUACCUGCUACGUGCUGUCAUUUGCCAUCAUCAUGCUGAACACCAGCCUACACAACCCCAACGUCAGAGACAAGCCCCCUGUGGAGCGCUUUAUCUCCAUGAACAGAGGCAUCAAUGAAGGAGGAGAUCUGCCAGAGGAACUGCUCAGGAACCUCUACGACAGCAUCAAAAACGAGCCUUUCAAAAUCCCAGAGGACGAUGGCAAUGAUCUGACGCACACGUUCUUCAACCCUGACAGAGAAGGCUGGCUCCUAAAGCUCGGCGGCAGGGUGAAGACGUGGAAGAGACGGUGGUUCAUUCUGACCGACAACUGCCUCUAUUACUUUGAGUACACAACGGAUAAAGAGCCUCGCGGGAUUAUUCCUCUGGAGAACCUCAGUAUCAGAGAGGUGGACGAGCCCAGGAAACCUAACUGCUUCGAGCUCUACAACCCCAACCACAAAGGUCAGGUGAUCAAGGCCUGCAAGACGGAGGCGGACGGGCGAGUCGUUGAGGGCAACCAUGUAGUGUACAGGAUAUCGGCUCCCACGCCGGAGGAGAAGGAGGAGUGGAUCAAAUCCAUCAAGGCGAGCAUCAGCAGGGAUCCUUUCUACGACAUGCUGGCCACCAGGAAGAGGAGGAUAGCCAACAAGAAAUGAGGACCGUCCACUCUAUGACCACAGCUGCAUCGCUAGCAGAGUCCCUGUGUGUGUGUGUGUGUGUGUUACAGGGGUCGUUAAGGCCUCCCUUGGUCCUUUCAGGGCUGCAGGACAAGCAGCAGACACAGAUGGGUGACAGGUGUUUUUUUUUCCACCUGAAGAUUGUCUGCGACACAAUUCUUGGUUUAUGUGAAGGUUUUUAUUUUACCCAGCACAGACUUUAUGGAGAUGAGGGAAGUCUUCACCAAGUUGGUUGAUAAAUGGACAAAAAGACGAGGAUCAAGAACAGCUAUGAGGAAACCUGUAACAAGACUGCCCUCUGCUGGACACACCAGGAGAGCAAUUACUUUGCUGCAUGUGCAGUGGGAGGAUUUGAAACCUGAAUAUCCAUCCUCAUAAUAUGACAUUCCCAUCAUCCAGACUGGCUCGCCUGGUUGACUCUAAAUCACCUGUUUUAUUAUCUUCACCUCACAUGUCCUUGGACAACUGCCAACACCAAUGAUGUUUUGUAGUGUCCUCGAACUACAGAAAGCCUCAAGCUUAUAAAUCAGCUGGUCUGAUUGUUAGUCCUCAAGUGACUGUAUCUGUAUAUGCAAACACUGAUUAAUUCAAGAAAAUUUAAAUUUAGGCUAUUUUAAUUUUACAGUAAGCUCCCUUAUCUUUUAUUUGACUGAAGGUAAAAAAAAAAAGAAAAAGACGCAGGUUGAAUAAUACUGAACAUAAUUUGAGUGUAAUGACCCUUUUAAGUGUUUUCAAACUGUCAUUUCAUGUAUUGAAGAUCCACCUCUGUGAUCAGGUUCAUUUCUUUUGUAUUUAUUUUUCUGAAUUUGUUUAACAAAAAGGGGGCAGCCCCCCCCCAAGUUACAUUAUGCAUGUAUAGUAUAUAAUGUACAUACCUUUUUUUUUUUCUCCGUUGUGUUUAUGUAGCAUGUAAAUCAUAACGGCCGUAGCCUAUACCCGUUCACCUUUUUAGUUCAACAGCUAACAGUUUACAAUAGUGGGAGGGGGACUUUGUGCAGCUCUCUUUGCAGAGCAGUGAAACCUCCUCACACUGUGUUUAUUACUGAAGUUCAGAUAAUACAUGAUGUUAUAUGAAAGAAAAACUCACUAUGGACAUAAGCGGGUUGAAAAUACCCGCGAAUACUGUGUGUGGGUGCUGACUGGAAUCUGAGGACCAUGUUUCCCAAACAGAUCAAGCCAAAAUCACAGCCUGAUUUUUUAAAAUUUGUUUCAUUUGCUGAUGGAGUUUAGAGUUUUUAAAAUGUGGCUUGAUGUGAAUUUGGGAAAAACUGCUCCUGAAUACUUGGAAUAAAAAUACAUGCUGAUCAGAAAACACGUUUUUGUGUGCAUGUGAGUUCAGUGAGAAGAGCUCGACUCGCUAAACUUAUCAGGUCUUUGGUUAUUUCCUCAAACAUGGAAACAGUGUUGUGAUUAAAACAGAGCCACCUUGUUGACUUCGAUGGCUAGAAAAGUGAGUGUAUUUAACAAAACCUGAAUACAUAAGAGUGAUGUCAGUUUCUCCACUAAAUGUAUCUACAGCAUAAUUUUAAGAGGCUUGAGUACAAUCGGUCUAUACCUAGUGUAUAAUACAAAGGCAGACGGGAGCAUUUUUUUCCAAAAAUCCCUGGCAACUCGUCAGUCAUCUCAAUCAGCAGUUUUCAUUCAUUUCACCGCAGCUUGUAAACAAAGUCAAAGACCAGGAACAGAUUACAAUUUCUGACAUUAACAAAUGUAUUUUAAGGCUUUUACCUUAUACAAUGUAUAAAUUCUGACAUGCUAAAGAUAUAACAGCAGUUUUUCAACCUCUGUCUAAAGUUGAAACAUAAACAAAAACAAAACAAAAAGCAAACCAUACCCACUGAAAAUAUGGUCAAAAUUAAGAGAAGUUUCUCUAAAAACAAACAAAACAUCUACUGGUAACCCUGAUACAGGAUCGUUUACGUAUAAAAAUAACUGAUAGUACAGUUCAAAAUUAAAUUCACAGUAUUUUUUAUGACGCUAGAAGACACAAACUGUAUUUUUUUUAAUCAUUAAAAAGCAAACACAAAUGGUCCACAGCCAUGAUGACAAAUUUUUGAUGCUUUUUGUUUUUUUUUUGUUUUUUUUAAACGUUUUAAAAAGAAAUAGAGAAUGUGUAAGCGAGGAGGGAGAGGCAUGAUCCAGGGUUAAAAAAACCUCCGCUUCUGUGAAAAAGUUUAAAAAUUACAGAGAGUGAAUCUUAGGCUUCAGAGCAAAAUGGAAACAAACAUACAGAAAGGAAAAAAAAAAAAGCUGGGAAAUGUCCUCAAGUCUGUCCAGGGUUAACGUGGAGGUAUCAGUCAGCCAAGCCUUGUUCCCACCACUGCACUAGUCUGUCUCAUUCAUGAAUAACUCCCUCUGUUAGGAUGUCCGCUCCCAGUGAGAUCAAAGAAAAAACUCAAAAACGUUGCACCUCUGUAGAUAUGGUGACAUCUUAAAACUUGCAGCCGACAUGAUGCCUUGCAGUUCUUUCUCUUAGGCAACACGUUUCCCUUUUGUCUCGUUCCAAUUUGAAGCAGGUGGUUAUCCAUGAUGGAUGUUAACAAGUUUUCAAGUCCUGAGUUCCACUGAGCAGCAGUUGAGAUGUUUAAGCUCCAGGCUUUGUUUCUGUUCAUACAAGUAUAUAUUACUAUUUUUCAUCAUAAAUGUUCAACAGGGUUUUUUUUUUUUUUUUAAACCAUAGUCGGGA
This is a messenger RNA of Acanthopagrus latus (yellowfin seabream), 4231 nucleotides long. RefSeq names its product cytohesin-3-like. Lineage: Eukaryota; Metazoa; Chordata; Actinopteri; Spariformes; Sparidae. Gene Ontology annotation, biological process: regulation of ARF protein signal transduction. The coding region runs from base 340 to 1524 and encodes 394 amino acids. The transcript is spliced from 13 exons. The record is from RefSeq and is a predicted model, not a curated record. Gene Ontology annotation, molecular function: guanyl-nucleotide exchange factor activity.